CUUCACGUGGCCACCUGAGGCUUGUCUAGAUCUGUUCUUCUCCAAGCGGAGGCAACAGGCAGCAGCUCACCCCUAACCAUUCCCUCUCAAUCUCUCCCGUAAAGCAAACCAGCUAGUAGCGCUUCCAAUUAAUUCAGCUCCUACGUUGUUCCCAUCGGCAAAAGCAACAGACAGGGGCUCAUCUCCCACACGCUACUUCUCUCCCUACGAAUUUCCUUCAAUACAAGCAGCUCCAGCCGCCUCCAAUAGUCCAAUCCACCAGCACCAACAGGUGCCCGGUGCCCCCCUCCAAACCCAAACCCUCCACCAGUCAGAGCAGCUCUAUGUGUCUGCGGUAAAAGAAUUUGUUAAUUGCAGUUUUUUCUUGGUUCUCGGGUGGAUUUUACAGAUAUUAGUGUAUUACGAUGGGCAAUAUGUGUAAAGGAUAAAGCUGCAUUUGAUCCUCAGAGAUGAUGAACGAGUCUUUUCUUGAUAGGAUGGUUUCCCAGCUUCGGUCAACAUGCAAGUACUACACUGGAUAUCCCAAGGACCUAGGGCCAUCAAGAAUUAUACCAUUCACAUCUGAGCGUCAGUUUGUACAGCUAUUGCAUGAAGGAAGGCCUGUAGUUGUUGCCUUUACUAUUAAGUGCACUUAUACACAGCAUCUUGAUAAAGUACUGGAAGAGGCUGCUGCCACAUUUUAUCCACAUAUCAAGUUUGUCAGAGUUGAAUGCCCAAAGUAUCCUGGGUUUUGCCUCACGAGGCAAAGGAAUGAAUAUCCAUUUGUUGAAGUAUUUUACAAUCCAGAACAGGCUGCAAGCCAAGGAAAGAGUGUGGAUCCUAACAUCACCAAGUAUUCUGUAAAAGUGCUACCUUUCAACUAUGAUCAGAGCUUGUAUGGAUUUCGGGAAUAUUUCAAGAAGCAUGGUUUCAAGUAUUCUGAAACAAACUAAUUCUGUCAAUAGAAAUAUGCGAUGUGAGAACUUCUAGGGACUUAACAUGGAGGCAUUCAUUGUCGGAGUUGAACUGUGGGGCUUUAUUGAUGUCUUUCCUAGUUCAAGGAAUGCCUGCCAUGUACUCAUGUUAGGGUAUCAUGCCUAUAGAUUAGCACUGCAAUAGCAAAUGCCUGCUGAACUAUCGACCUUCAAUCUGGUAAAUUAAACAUUUCCCCAACCUCAACCAGGAGUGAGUAUAUUGCACGUCUUUUUAUUGAAUGCGAGCGGUUUGCUAGGAUGUCAGGAUUGGGUCGCUGUAUCAGUUGAAGCUAGCAGUUUUUAGAGUUCAGAGCCCCUGGACAAUAUGAUUUCGUUAUAUUUGUAAAAGAAAUGUCGUGGUACACCAGUUGCUGCCAUGUGGAUCAGAUUGAGAUUUGUUCCUAAAAAUACUCUAUUUAAUCA
This is a messenger RNA of Panicum virgatum (switchgrass), 1376 nucleotides long. RefSeq lists its product as uncharacterized. The transcript has 7 exons. Lineage: Eukaryota; Viridiplantae; Streptophyta; Magnoliopsida; Poales; Poaceae. The record is from RefSeq and is a predicted model, not a curated record. The coding region runs from base 450 to 932 and encodes 160 amino acids.